UUCAUUCUGGUAUUCAAAGGUCACCGUACGAGGCAAUGUUUGGAACAGAUAUGAGAGUUGGUUUGACUACACAUUUUCCUAGCGAAUCCGUUGAUAAAAUCAAUUCUGAAGAUGAUCUAGAAAUAUUUUUAAACAAUAUCAAUGUAGAAGAAGAUGUGAAUGCAAAAAAUAAUAUUCAAGUGGUGAAUGAAGCAUCAAAGGACGAAGGGUUGUGUGACUUAAUAUCUAUAAGACAGAAAUCAAUCGAUAAUAAUAGAAAAAAUUCUGAAAUUUGUUUGACAAAUCAAGCUGAAAAAAUGAAAUUUAGGUCUAUCCAUAAGUUUCCCCCAGCUAACGUCGGAGAUAGUGUGAGAGUCACUUUACCCGAUGUCGACAGAGGACGAGCAGACCCAAGAAAUAUUUUAUUUGCAGUUGUGGCUAUUGAGAACGAACAAUAUUUUAAACUUGGUAAUAAAUAUGGUACUUUGCCACAGUUAUAUACCAGAAACCAGUUUGGUGUUUGUCCGAUAUCAUUAAUACCGCUUGAUGAGGUGGUACCUAUAGAAAAACCAUUGAGGGAAAUCGCAAGUCUAAUAUCAGACGGUAGUGGUGGUCAAGGAUACAAAAGGUGUUCAUGCAAAGGUAAAUAUUUUGGAAGCUGUAGAAUGGAUUUUGUUGUUUGGGGUCUUAUUGGAUUCAAAUUAUCUAGGAGAAGUGCAAUAUGA
Messenger RNA from Acyrthosiphon pisum (pea aphid), 704 nucleotides. RefSeq lists its product as uncharacterized. The transcript has 4 exons. NCBI's taxonomy places the organism in Eukaryota, Metazoa, Arthropoda, Insecta, Hemiptera, Aphididae. Bases 36 to 704 code for a protein of 222 amino acids. The record is from RefSeq and is a predicted model, not a curated record.